Messenger RNA from Acanthosepion pharaonis, 1713 nucleotides. NCBI's taxonomy places the organism in Eukaryota, Metazoa, Mollusca, Cephalopoda, Sepiida, Sepiidae. The record is from the annotation of a GenBank genome assembly.
AUGUAUCUAUCUAUCUCAACUUGUUCAUAUCUUUCUAUCUCAAUAAGUUCAUUUCUACCUAUCUGUCUCAAUUUGUUCAUCUCUCUCUCUCUCUCUCUCUCUCUAUCUAUCUAUCUAUCUAUCUAUCUAUCUAUCUAUCUAUUUAUCUAUCUAUCUAUCUAUCCAUAUUGUGAAUUUUCUGUCACAAUUUGUCUAUCUCUGUCUGUCUAUCUAUCUAAAUUUUCUCAUAUCUAUCUAUCUAUCUAUCUAUCUAUCUAUCUAUCUAUGACAGUAUUUAAUCUAUCUAUCUAUGACAUAUUUAAUCUAUCUAUCUAUCUAUCUAUCUAUCUAUCUAUCUAUCUAUCUAUCUAUCUGUCAAUCACAAUUUGUUCAUCUCUGUCUCUAUCUCUUUAUAUAUCUAAAUUUGUUCAUCUCUCUUUAUCUAUAUAUCUAACUCAAUUUGUUUAUCUCUCCUUAUCUAUCUCAAAUUCCUCUUUCACUCUUGCUCAAUCUAAUCUAUCUAUCUAUCUAUCUAUCUAUCUAUCUAUCUAUCUAUCUAUCUCAGUUUGUUCAUCUUUCUAUCUUUCUCAAUUUGUUCAUCUCUUUCUCUCUAUCUAUCUAUCUCUCUCUAUCUAUCUAUCUAUCUAUCUAUCUAUCUAUCUAUCUAUCUCAAUUUGUUUCCAUCUUCUGUUUCAUUCUUUUCUCUUUCUACUACCUUUUCCUUCUUCAAUCUCAAUUUCUCUUAAAUUUGCAUUUUUACUGUUUUUUUCACCUUCUCUCUUUUCUCUUUAUUGCCUUUUUCUCUCUUUCUUUCUCUUGCUUGAUCUCUCUUCUUUCCUGCUCCCAUUUUUCAUCUCCUUUCCUUCUCUUUCUCUUUCCUUCUUUUCUUUUUCUUUCUUUAUUUCUUCUCUCCCAUUAGUGUGCAUCCAAUUGCUCCCCACCUCUCUGUUUUUCUCUCACAUUUAUCUUUUCCUUGCUCUUUCUGUUUCUUCUUCUCCUUUCAUCAAUUUACAUUUCCUUUCACUCCCUCUUACUUUAUUUUAUCUCUUUUUCUUUAUCUCUCAAGUUCUUCUUUGUUCAUCUUUUCUCAUGACAUUUCUUCCUGUCUAUAUUUCUUUCACUUUUUCUCUCGCUCUUCUCAACCCAAUCUCUCUUUCUCUCUCUCUCCUGUGCCUCACUUUCUCCCUACAUUAUUGGCGUUCUCAGCUAUCAGUUUCUUCAUAUCUAUCUAUCUAUCUAUCUAUCUAUCUCGUUCUCUUCAUAUCUAUCUAUCUAUCUAUCUAUCUAUCUAUCUAUCUAUCUAUCUAUCUAUCUCGUUCUCUUCAUAUCUAUCUAUCCAUCUAUCUAUCUAUCUAUCUAUCUCGUUCUCUUCAUAUCUAUCUAUCCAUCUAUCUAUCUAUCUAUCUAUCUAUCUAUCUAUCUGUCUCUUCAUAUCUAUCUAUUUAUCUCUUCAUGUCUAUCAAUUUAUCUGUCUCCUCAUAUCUAUCUAUCUAUCUAUCUAUCUCGUUCUCUUCAUAUCUAUCUAUCCAUCUAUCCAUCUGUCUAUCUAUAUUCUAUCUAUCUAUCUAUCUAUCUAUCUAUCUAUCUAUCUAUCUAUCUAUCUAUCUCAGUCUUUUCAUAUCUAUCUAUUUAUCUCUUCAAGUCUAUCAAUCUCAGUCUCUUCAUAUCUAUCUACCAAUCUAUUUCAGUCUCUUCAUAUCUAUCUCUCUAUCUUUCGUUCUUUUUUUUUUUUAA